AUGGAGACCAGAAACGAUGAUGACCCGACCAAUAAUUUACCGACAAUGGCCACGGCCACUACUAUCAAAUUGGCCGAACAGUCGGCCGCCAAUCAUACCGAUAAGCGGACCGGUAGGCGAUUGAUACGGUUCAGUGUCAGACAGAAACAACUGUUAGAUAAUAUUGACGAUAACAACAACAAUAAGAAUAAAAAGAAGAAAAAAGAUAAGAAAAAUAAGAAGAAAAUGAAAGACAUGACGACACCGAUGAUGACGACAACUCAACAACAACUUAACGAUCCGUACGGACAAACUGUUGACAAAAUUCAAGCCGACAAUACCGACACCAAUAAACAGGUUGUCAUUGAUGUGGAACAACAGCGAAAGUUGGGCGACAAAAUUGAUACCGAGAUUAAUGUGCACACUAUCGGUGCUCGAAAGAAACACAAUGUGGUGGACAGUGAAGGACAGGAACCCUCAUCGGUGACCGACAAAGACGACGAUCCGUCAUCAGAGGAGGAGGACAUGUCUGAUAAGAUUGGAUCAUUAGAUUGGGAUCACCUGAUGGUUAAGGUACGGGAGCUAUGCUUUUCCUAUGGCAGAAGCAACAAACAGUUCAUCCAUCAGCUAGAUAUGUCGAUACCUAAAAGUGCUAUUUAUGCCUUACUGGGUCCAAGUGGUUGCGGUAAGACUACACUAUUGAAACUGAUUUUGGGUAUAUUGAAGCCCAAGUCGGGUACCGUCAAAGUCAAUGAUAAACUUAAUGGCGAUCCUCUUAAUCAUAUACCGGGCAAAGGGGUCGGAUUUAUGCCACAAGACUUAGCUCUCUUUCAGGAGAUAACAGUGAAUGAGGCGCUCAAAUACUUCAGCAAAAUCUAUGGUAUGACUGAUGAACAGACACUAUCGAGUAUUAAGUUUUUGGUCGACUUCUUGGACUUACCUGAUCCGGAAAGACGUAUAGAUACCUUAAGUGGUGGACAGAAACGCCGGGUCUCUCUAUCACUAUCGCUGGUACACAAUCCUCCGCUACUCAUAUUGGAUGAGCCGACAGUGGGCACCGAUCCCGUCUUAAGGGAACGGAUAUGGAAACAUUUGGUGAUAUUAUCUCAACAAAAGUCGACAUCAAUCAUAAUUACCACUCACUAUAUUGAAGAGGCCCGACGGGCUCAUAUGAUAUCACUGAUGAGAUCCGGCAAAAUACUUGUCGAGCAUUCGCCCAAACAUUUGCUCAAUCAUUUCGGGAUCAGUACACUAGAACAGGUAUUUCUCAAGAUGUGUACCAAUACUAACAACAGCAACGAUGAUGGCAUACAAUUGCCACAAAGCUAUCUAAUCACAAGAAAUAAGAUGACUAACACUGUUGAUGAUGUCUACACUGACGACAGUCAGGGCAAUACAAUGAUUAAGAUAGAUAAGACAGUGAUGACAGUCAAUGGACAGCCAAUGAAGAGUCUGCCAUCGGUGUCGACUAUGCAACGGGUGAAGACACAGACACACAAAAACUUUUUGAGAGUUAUGCGAAACAAACCUCUACUAAUAUUUCAGACAAUAUUGCCAACUAUUAUUAUCAUAAUAUUUUGCUUGUGUAUCGGUACAAAACCCUAUGGUCUACCGGUUGCCGUCUAUAACGGCGAAUAUGAUCAGUCGGUAUCGGCCGACAACUCAUCGUUAUCGACAAUGAUUUUGAGUCCAGCAUUUCUCCGACAAGUGGACAACAAGACAAUCACAUUUAAACAUUUCCGAUCAAAUAAGACGGCACUGGAGACUGUCCACGACGACAAUGGCGUCUACGGCGCUAUUAUCAUUCAAAAUGGAUUUACCGCAAGUCUGGCCAAACGGUUUAACAAUAAAGAGCUGACCAGUGAUGAAGAUAUCGACAAAAGUACCAUUAAAUUUUAUGGUGACUUUAGCGAUAUGAUAAUAACACAAACAAUAACCAAAGUGCUGAUCGACGCCGAGUUUGACUUCUUGCGCGAAGUGAUCAACAAAUAUGUUGUCAGCAAAUCGCAGGCCAAACGUCAGAUCCGUGUCUUUGAUCCGUUGGUCGAGUUUGUCGAUCCGCCUGUAUUUGGUUCGAUUGACCCGAAGUUUCGUGACUACAUUGCACCGGGUAUUGUCAUGUCGUGUAUCUAUUUUAUGGCAUUGGGACUGACAGCUAUGACUCUGGUUAUUGAGCGCAAAGAAGGCCUAAUGGAAAGAUCAAUAGUAGCCGGACUUAAGUUGACGGAAAUUUUGGUCGCACAGGUGAUCGUCCAGUUUUUCAUAGUCACACUCCAGACAAUAUUGUUAAUGAUAUUUACGUUUCUGGUGUUUGAAGUGCCAAACAAUGGUAACAUAUUAUACGUGAUAGUACUGGUGCUGAUGCAGGGCGUGGCCGGCAUGUCAUUUGGUUUGCUAAUAUCGGCGUUUUGUAAGACAGAAAACUCGACAAUUAUGGUAGCGUUGGGCUGUUUCUACCCGUUUCUACUCAUAUCGGGUAUCAUUUGGCCAUUGGAGGGAAUGCCAUACGAACUCAGAUUGGUCAGCUACUGUCUACCUCAGACACUGGCCAUCAUAGCGUUGCGAAACAUUAUGCUAAAAGGCUAUCAUAUUGGCUAUAUGUGGGUAUUUUUAGGCUACCUGUCCACUAUUGCUUGGAUGGCCAUAUUUCUAGUGCUGGCUAUUGUUGUAUUUAAACAUAGAAAGUAA
Oppia nitens is the source of this 2667-nucleotide messenger RNA. Its product is annotated as ABC transporter G family member 20-like. Gene Ontology annotation, cellular component: membrane; ATP-binding cassette (ABC) transporter complex. Bases 1 to 2667 code for a protein of 888 amino acids. Gene Ontology annotation, molecular function: ATP hydrolysis activity; ATP binding; ABC-type transporter activity. The transcript has 11 exons. Gene Ontology annotation, biological process: transmembrane transport. Lineage: Eukaryota; Metazoa; Arthropoda; Arachnida; Sarcoptiformes; Oppiidae. The record is from RefSeq and is a predicted model, not a curated record.